Molecule: messenger RNA, 2891 nt
Organism: Chinchilla lanigera (long-tailed chinchilla)
Lineage: Eukaryota; Metazoa; Chordata; Mammalia; Rodentia; Chinchillidae
Gene: Tmem123
Product: transmembrane protein 123
Cellular component (GO): cytoplasmic vesicle
Source: RefSeq, a predicted model, not a curated record
AAUCUCCACGGGUUCCUGUCCCACUGGCCAACUCCAGUGCUAACCUAACAGAGCCCGUGUCUUCCAACAGUACAAGCAGAUCCAGUGAGACCAGCAGCACUGCGAAGCCAUUAACACCUAUAGCUUCCUCGGUGUCCGUCAGCGUGACGGCUGGCCCCACGAAGUCCACAGCGACUUCUAAAAUGGCAACACCGGGGGUCUCAACCAGUGCGGCUCCCACCACCUCAAAGUCUACACCGAAAGCAACGAGCAUGUCACAGAACACAUCGCGCGUGCCAGUCCCCGCGGCGACCACGACCCACGGGAGCUUGGUGACCUCCCCGACAAUCACAACAGCUGUUCAUUCUCAGGAAAGCGGAGGAUCCAGAUUCGAUCCGGGCAGCUUUGUCGGUGGUAUUGUACUGACACUGGGAGUCUUGUCUGUUCUUUACAUCGGAUGCAAAAUGUAUUACUCAAGAAGAGGCAUUCGGUACAGAACCAUUGAUGAACAUGAUGCCAUCAUUUAAGGAAAUCCAAGAACCAAGCAAAGAAGAAAGAUGGAUGCAGCUCUGUAAUUUCGGUUUAUUAGUUUAAAACAAUAUUCUCUUAAAAUAGUAUAAAUGGGCCAGGUAUAUGAUGUAUGGUGUAUUACAUAAGGGUGUGACAAUUCCUCAUCAUUACUAAAGGUAAAAAUGCCUUAGUUUGAACAUUUAAAUGAGUACUUGGAGCUUACAGAUGAUUUAUGCGAUGGUUAUAUUCACGUUUAGCAAAUACGUCAAAGUCAGGCCAGUCCUGUCUCAUGUUUCUGUGGCACUGCUCACUUAGGGCCGUAACUGAACCACCGCCGAAGGGCGGGAGGCCCUCUGGUUUACAGCGAAGGAGCUCAGUGGGGCACUCGGGGUUCUGAGUCUUUGCAGCUCACACGAAGAACUUCAGUGCUUUGCAGAGCUGCAUCUAACUACUAAUGCCGGAAGUGGAAAUUACACAAUUGAGUAAACCAGGUCUGAAGCGCAAUCUGAGGAAGUGUCAGCGUUUUGUAUUUUAAAGUAUGGUAUUUAGUCUAGAAACAGAAUCUUGAAAACAAAACCCCAGGCAAUACCUGUGCUUUGCUGUGUUAAGAGACCCAGUGGAACAUUAGAAAAGCUUGUACAUUUAUUACUCACUUCUUUUAAGAUUUCAAUGUUAGCUGAUAUAAUUGUCUUUUUCUAUAUAAUUUAGGUAAACUGCAGUGUUAAAAAUGAUGUUUUAAGGUAAAGGUUCCAAUAUAAGACUGGCAUUAUGGGAAAAACUAGACGUUAGAUUAUUUACUACUGUGAGAAUAUCUUUCGCUAGAAAUUGCUUUUUUUUUUCCUGUUCACAUAUUAAUUUUGUAUUUAGUGAAUAUUUUUAAAGAAAUGUAGAGCUGCUUUCAAUAUCUAGAAAUUUUAAUGGUAUAUAAAAACUACUAACUUUAAAAAGAGAUUUCCAAAACAAUAUUAGAACUCUGCACUGUCAGAAUUAUAGAUUUUGCUGUUUACUAAACCAGGGAUUACGGGAGUCUCCCCCCAGGCUACUCUACCUGCAGGGCGAAAAUGCUGCAUUUCAUACACUGUCAACUUAAGAGAAUGAGGGAAAUGACAUUUUUACAGUUUAAAUAAAUGCAUUUGAGUACAUUCUGACUUUAGACAGGACGUUUCCUGCUUCCUUACGUUGGGAUCUUACUCCAUUGUUUAAGGGGAGCUACUUCCAGAUGCACUAUGUUAAUGAAGAGAAAAAGCACAGUAUUAUACAAACACCAAUAUUAGAGGGUAUGUUUUAGUUUUACAGUUUAUAUUCUAUAACUUAAACUCAGGGUCAAGUUUUAACAAAAGAGGCAUUCCGUCAUUAAAUACCAAGAUAUUUCUAUCUUACAGGGCCAAAGUAAAAGUUUCCACAAAUCUAAAAUGACCUCAGGUCUCCUAAAGAACAGGUACCAACGCUUAAUAAAAUACAACCUUGUGAUCAGCUUUUGGCCUGCAGAGAAUGCCGGAUGUCAAGUAUUUCGUUAUGAAAGGAUCAUUUCUAUGUGCUAUGCAUUAUGGACAACUGCUAAGUGUGGACGACAUCCUUUUCCGAAAUAUGUAAAUGAUCAAGUUUAUACAGCACAUGCAGUAUGCAGGGAAUUUUAUGAAGCAGAGAUGGUUAGCUUAGUUUGGAAAGAAAUGUGGGUGGAUGAGUAAACUGUGUGCUACUAACUUGGCCUUAAUUGGUCUUGCAACCACUGCUUUCAUUUCUUUGCGAAAUACAGUUAAAACAGACGUUAUAGUGAUGAGGGCUUUUACCUUCUUUGUCUCUUGCAUUCUUGGUGUUUCAGUACCAACCUGAAGUUUUUCUUGAACACCUGCUUCUUUAGCACUUUGCAGCUAGAAAACCACUUUUAAAUUACUGUCGUCAUUGCCUUGAAAGUUUCCUCUUUUGGGGUUGGAAAUAAUGUAGUUAUGUCUUUCCUUUGUAUAUAAGUAGUAUAAUUUGUUAUUUUCAAAUACUAGUACUUUGAAUACAGGUUUUUUUAAAUCUACAGAAAUGGUAAUGUAAAAAACUGUAUUACUUUGGAAUAUAUUUCCUGAGCAUAAUGUCUUCCUAAUUAUGCUUAUGUAAGCAAGUGCCCAAUUUUCUUUGUAUUCCUUGAGAAUGUACUUACUUGAAAAACAAUUCAGAUGUCUAAAUAGCAUGCAGAAGCCACUCUGGUUUUUAAACAUCCUUGGAUAAUCCAUAAAAGGGAUAAUCCAAAUAAAAAUAAGUGAGAGUUGGCAGUACAUUACAGUGGUAAUUCUGUAUUUUCAGAAAACAAAGCAAACUGCUCUUACCUUUUGUUUUUCUAUUAUAAUGACCAGCUUUUGGUAUUUCAUUGUUACCGAGAUCUAUUUUUAAAAUAAAAUCUGCUCUUCAUUUAA